Molecule: messenger RNA, 1047 nt
Organism: Thamnophis sirtalis
Lineage: Eukaryota; Metazoa; Chordata; Lepidosauria; Squamata; Natricidae
Gene: SOCS1
Product: suppressor of cytokine signaling 1
Biological process (GO): intracellular signal transduction; phosphatidylinositol phosphate biosynthetic process
Cellular component (GO): phosphatidylinositol 3-kinase complex
Molecular function (GO): 1-phosphatidylinositol-3-kinase regulator activity
Source: RefSeq, a predicted model, not a curated record
AUGGUAGCACACAGCAGCGUCACGCCUGAGCAUGGAAUUGCAGCGGGGCUGAGAGGCCGGCUCCAGCCCCCCAUCCGGGCCGCUCUGCAGGUCCGGCCCCCCCAUGGCACAGUGCAAGCCCCACGGGACACCCACUUCCACACCUUCCGCUCACAGGAGGACUUUGGCAUCAUUGUCCGCACCAGCACCCUGCUGGAGGAGUGCGGCUUCUACUGGGGUCCGCUGUCGGUCAGCGCUGCUCACGAGAAACUGAAGGACGAGCUGGUGGGGACCUUCCUUCUGCGCGACAGCCGGCAAAAGAAUUGCUUCUUCAGCGUUAGCGUUAAGACGGCCACCGGCCCUACCAGCGUGCGGGUCCUCUUCCAGGCCGGCCGCUUCAGCCUGGAGGGCAGCAAAGAGGCCUUCGACUGCCUCUUCAAACUGCUGGAACAUUACGUCCACUCGCCCCGGAAGGUCCUGGUGGCCCCACUACACAAGGACCGCCUGCGGUCGCUCCAGGAUCUCUGCCGCAAAAACAUUGUGGCGACUUUUGGGAGGGAGAAUUUGCCACGCGUCCCGCUCAACCCGGUCCUGAAGGCUUACCUGGAGUCCUUCCCCUUUAAAUUGUGAGCGGGAAGCAUUAUGCCAGUGGACGCACCGGAGGCCAGGAGGAGGAGGAGGAGGAGGGUCCCUGCGCUGGAAGUGGUGCCUUGGGGGGGUGCAGUCCAGGGAGCCAGUUGUGGUGCGGACGUUGUGGGAGAAACGGAGCCCCUGCGGGGGCAAACCGCCUGUGGCGCUGGGCGUUGUGCCACUCUGGGAAGACGUGAAUCAGAGCCCUGGCUGGAUUGUUUUACAAGCCCAGGGACUGAGACCUCUCGAUUCUGUAGCAGUUCCACUGAAUUUGAACACUUGACUUCCAAUGUUUACACACUUGAACUGUUUGCACAAACUGAGGCCCUCAAAAGCCUUUCCAGUCAUUUUCUGCUGUGCAGAAAGAUUUUUGUUACUUUAUAUCUAUUUUUUCUAAAAGUUAAUAAUAAACCUUAUUAUGAAGGUGCUUUUUCUAAG